AAGUCGUCUGGGGGAAAAUCAAUGUCGAGGAGUCUCCCCCAUCAUCCCACACAUCUGAUCUGAUUGGCUGAGGGGCGUGAUGUCACAGAGCAGACUGCCCUAUAAGAAGUCACUCAGCCACACAGACGGCACACAAGCUGAGAGCUCACUCAGAGUAAGCAGCGGAGAAAAGCUCUGUUGGACAUCCACCACAAACUAACAGCCCAAUCUUUGGAAAUAUCCAACAUCUCAUCAUGUGCAGAGGACUGGAUUCACUGCCUAGCACCUGCCUGGAGAGGUAAGGGGUUUAUCACAUUUCUCUUAUUUUUCAUAGAAAUAAUUUGUCUUGUACUCUGCUUACUUUAUGUUAGGACUUAAUUACCUUUAUUACAUUGCUGUCUUGUUUUAUUUCCUCAGGGCAAAGGAGCUGAAAGCUUUGUUUGGGAGUUUACUACACAAAUCAGAGCACAGCAUCACCAGCCAGUCAAAGAAAAAUGAGAAACUAAGGUAAGACACACAGUCAAAUUCUGCCUUGAAGCAUGUUAGUGAAAAUAAAAUACACAGUGGUGAUUUGAAAGGCUUUUCCUCAUGAUAUAUGUCUCUGUUACAGCAGACUGAAUGUGGACGAGCCUCUGAAGUGGAAGGAGUCGUUUGACAAGCUGCUGUCCAGUCAAAGUAAGUCCUUCAAUCAGACUUAAUACAGAUGUUUUACUAACUCCAGAUUUCAGAUGAUGACCAGAUGUUAAUCAGAUGUUUUCUUCUGUCUCUUCUAGAUGGACUGUGCCUGUUCAGAGCCUUCCUGGUCUCUGAGUUCAGUGAGGAAAACAUUGCUUUCUAUCUGGCUUGUGAGGACUACCAGGCAACAAAACCGUCCAAACAGGCCAGCAAAGCAAAGAAGAUUUACGACGAGUUUAUCGGUGCUGAUGCUCCACGAGAGGUAAAUACUGUAAAACUUCACAACAUUUCAGUAAGCUCUGCUGGCUUUUCUAUUCUUAACGUGAAUUGCUAACAAUCUGUAUUUUUCUUCUUCUACAGGUGAAUCUCGACCACUUGACCAAAGCCAUCACAAAAGAGAACAUGAAGCACCCAGGACAGUCCUGUUUUGACCUGGCCCAGGCCAAAAUCUACACCCUGAUGGAGAAGGACUGCUACCCCCGCUUCCUUAAGUCUACAACAUACCUGGAAGUCACCAGAAAGCCAAAAACAGGCUAAAAAAUAUCUUAAAAAUUGUUCUGCAAGCAGCGUACGAUCCCAACAAUGGGACAUGUGCUUUCUGAUGCACACUAGAGACUGAGAGGGUUCACCUAAAACCUCAGUCUGUGGACUUCUGAGCUGGAACGUACUGUGGAGAUCUAAGGCUGUGAAACAACUUUAGUCCAAGCAAGAGGAUAAAGGAGACAUGAAGCUGUGAGGAAAGACUGUGAAAACUAAGCUGCAGGCAGCGUCUGCCUCUAAAAGACACACCUGUACUGUAUAUACAGAGCUGCAGGAAAGGCAGCCACAGUGGCAUCAAUUAUUUAAUUUAAACAGCAACUUUAAAGACGUUGCAUUAGCACACACAACACAACUACCACUGGGAGACUUUCCCGUGCACUAUUGCUUAUUUAUUUAUUAUUUAUUUUAACUUAAUUUACAAUGUGUGAAUAUUGUGUAUCAUGAUUUUUAUAUGAAGUGCUUUAUGUAAAAAGGAUUGCAUUAAUAAAAGAUGAAAAAUUUCCAGAGACAAAA
Xyrichtys novacula (pearly razorfish) is the source of this 1707-nucleotide messenger RNA. The record is from the annotation of a GenBank genome assembly. NCBI's taxonomy places the organism in Eukaryota, Metazoa, Chordata, Actinopteri, Labriformes, Labridae.